AUGGCCGCGGAAGAACAAAUACCCGGCGAUGUUAUUAGCAUGGGGGGAAGCGACAGUGAAGAAGAGAACAGCCAGAUUGGAAAGAGAUCAUUAUCUGAUGUCGAUGGCCCCGACGGCCAGGACGACCAACCCUCUCACACAUCCAAGCGCCCCAAGUUCAGCCGCCCAUCGCUCAGCAGCAAUCCAAGCAAAGCUUCCGAGGAAGGCGAAAUAGAGGAGAGUCUUCCAAAGUCUAUUGGCAGUCAAUCCGGGCAAUCAGGCGGCCAGCCAGCAGCCAAGUCGUUCGUUCCCUCGGACCCGCCGCUGUUUACAACUGACUCUGUCAGCUUGAAGCUGCCGGCGCUGUCGCAGAAGAAGGAGGGUUCCUGGUGCGAACGCGUCUUGGACUGGUCAACCGUUCUGUGCACAAUCAAUUUCAAGUCACUGGCCGACAUCAAGCCCCCAACGAUUGUGUCCGCAUUUUGCCAAUACGUUGACGUGCACAGUGGCCUGAAACCGCCAAAGAAGAGAACGGCCAAGCAGACUGUUCGCGCCAUGGAAGAAUCGGGCCAGAUUGACAACGUCAUCGCAUCCGCAAAGCCACCACCUCCUGCACUGGCAACGAAGGCAGACGACAGCGAAGAGGGCCAAGUCGCCGACUCGCCGGAAUACGAGCCAAGUGAGGCGGCACAGGUGGCGAAUGGCCAGCAGACAAACGGCCACGCAAAUAAUGUUGUUGUUACCGCAACGAAUGGCGACUCGGUUCCCAAAGGAGGACCAACAACGGAGCAACGUCGAUACUUUCCUUCCGCGGAGAAUGCGGCCGACAUGUGUGUUUUGUGUGGCCGCAAAGGCCACGUCUCUGACGCAUGCAGCCACACGAAAUGUAAAUUCUGCGGAGAAACUGGUCACUGGCAAUUUGCCUGCCAAGCCAUCCAGGCUAGAUGCGACAAAUGCCGACAACUUGGCCACGACACUUCAUCCUGCGUGGAAAAGCUGGCCCUCACCAAGGAUGAGGGCUUGGCCUGUGCAUACUGCGGGAUGGAACAUCACCUCGAAGGCGAAUGCACAGAGCCUUGGCGAUCAUUUCACGCCGAAGGUGAUGUCGUGCUGCCUGUAAUUGCUAUCCAGGCAUCCUGUGCGGUGUGUGGCUCACGGAACCAUUUUGCGUCUGACUGUUCGCAAAAGGGCAGUCGACCAUUCAAUCCGUCAUGGACACUACGAAAUCGCGAUCGUUUCAUAGAUCCAAAUUGCGGCAAUGAGUCCAUUGAGGAGGCCGCUAGUGUGCACCUUGGUGCGAAACCAAAGAAGGGCCGCCAGCAGGCCAAGAUGCCACGCGGUCCUCCCUCACGGGCCAUUAAUGUGCACUAUUCGGAGAGCGAUGACUCUGAUAUGGACCUACUCAGCCACAGAGCAGCACCGCGACAGCAACGGCCGCCGCUGGGCCGCAUGCAAAUGUCGACCAACAUCCAGAUGCCUACGCUGGGAGGUAACGCCGUGCAGCCGCCCUUGCCACCAGGCCCUCCUCCACCCCUCCCUCCGUCGGGGUAUCCUCCACCUCCAGGCACAACCAGCUACGGCAGAAACGAGCGCGGGCCACCACCUUCACUGCCUCCGAAGCCGCCAGCUGCGCGGAACAACCGGGGACCUCCGCCUCCUCCGCCCAAGGGAGAUGCACGCCGUGGCGGCUAUAGCCGUGGACGGGGUGGUCCUCCGCGUGGCCGCGGGGGACGCGGAGGUGGAGGUGGAGGCGGAGGUGGCAGAGGACGGGGACGGCGAUGA
Molecule: messenger RNA, 1761 nt
Organism: Beauveria bassiana ARSEF 2860
Lineage: Eukaryota; Fungi; Ascomycota; Sordariomycetes; Hypocreales; Cordycipitaceae
Product: zinc knuckle domain-containing protein
Exons: 1
Coding region: 1-1761 (586 amino acids)
Molecular function (GO): zinc ion binding; nucleic acid binding
Source: RefSeq, a predicted model, not a curated record